Molecule: messenger RNA, 951 nt
Organism: Cetraspora pellucida
Lineage: Eukaryota; Fungi; Glomeromycota; Glomeromycetes; Diversisporales; Gigasporaceae
Source: the annotation of a GenBank genome assembly
AUGUCGAUUUCUAAACUUUUACCUACCCAUGCACAAUACCAUAAUAAUCCUAUAGAAUUUAAAACAAAAAAUUUUACUUUUUGGUAUACAAUAUGUAACAAAGUUGUUUUUCCUUCUAUAUCAGACCUUAAAUAUACAAGAGCACCAAAAAGUUACGCUAUCCCUGAUAAUUAUAGUAUCAUUACAACAUGGGGAAAACCAGCAAAUUUAUGCACUAUUAAAGGCUACAUUAAAUAUAUAGAUAGUAAUCCCGUUUAUCAUAUAUAUUAUGGAUCAGAUUUUAGAUUUGAAGUAACAUCCAACCACUCUUCUAGUGAUGCGGCAACAAAAGCAUUAAAGGCUAUAAAUGAACAAUUGAAAAAAAGUCGAAUGUCAGGUCCUUUUCUUUUUGGUCUUCAUCUUAAACAAGUACAAAAAAAUCGACCUUACUGUAGCAAACCUUAUAAUAGUCUAAGUGUUUCUACUAAAAAAGCACGUGCCAGAAUUAUAGCAAAAAAGGUUAGAAAGAAUUUUAACCAAGUAGCUAAAGAAAAUCUUCAUUCUAAAGAUCGAGUAGCUCUUACAAAAUUAUCUUAUACAGUCGAAAAUACAUCAUUUCAAAUAGAGUUUGGUCAUUUUACAAUUGUUAUUUAUUCGGGAGUUGAAGAUUAUGAAUCUUUAAAAAAUGCAACACAGCCACUUAUUUCCGAAUUAGAUGAAUUAUGUAAAGUUGGUAUUAAUACAGCAAAUUCAGCUAAUUUCUGUCCUUGGUGUCAAUGCAAAAAAACUGAUCUUGGCAAUUUAAAAAACCGGUCAUGGAAAAUCGAAAAAGAUAUAAAUUUAAUGGCAUCUAAUUAUUUAGCUUAUCCUGGACACAUUAGAGCUCCGUUAUUUUCAAUGAUCCCACUAAGUCACUGGAUUCCUGACGAAUUACAUAUUCUUCUUAGAAUUACUGAUCGACUAUGGUCUUUA